This is a messenger RNA of Hirsutella rhossiliensis, 2082 nucleotides long. RefSeq names its product SET domain-containing protein. Bases 1 to 2082 code for a protein of 693 amino acids. The transcript is spliced from 5 exons. Lineage: Eukaryota; Fungi; Ascomycota; Sordariomycetes; Hypocreales; Ophiocordycipitaceae. The record is from RefSeq and is a predicted model, not a curated record. Gene Ontology annotation, molecular function: protein binding.
AUGGACUCCAGAGACGUGUCCGACGCCUCCGACUACACUGCCUUCUUGGAGCGGAUUCAAGAGGCGGCCGAGCGAGCCAGCCGAAGAGAGGGCGAGCUGGUGCGAGACCAUCCCUCCCCCGAGCAACUCAUCUCGGACUUCAUGGUCCCUCCUCCCUACACCCCCUGCGUCCGCUCCGCCAGCGAGCUCCGGCCCAUGAUGGUGUCCGGCAUGAGGCUCGAGAUGCAUCACCGCGGCACCAAGACGCUGCUUCGCGUCCGCACGCCCCCGUCGCGCAUGACGGCCGUCAUGGCCAUUGUCGAGGACGAGCAGGGCACCGCCGUGCUGCUGCAGCUGUACUGCCAGCCAGACGAGGCCGUGGUGCCGGCCAAGGAGAUUGUGCGGCCCGAUAGCGUCUGCAUCGUCAAGGAGGCCUUCCUCAAGACGGCCAGCGACGGCACGUACUCGCUGAGGGUCGACCAUAUUAGCGACAUCAUCUGGCUCGACGACGCUGACGACCGUGUCCCGCUCAAGUGGAGGAAGCCGGCGUUGACCAUGAGCAGCAUGAGCAACAACAUUCGCAUGCAGGGCAACUCUGCCGUGGCCAGACAAAACUGGGCCGAGGCACAGCGCCUGUACUCGUCCGCCAUCAAGGCGGCAGACAGGCACGAGGAGGCCCAGCUCGCCUACCUCAACCGCUCGCUGGCAAACCUCAAGCUCGGCCGUCCCAAGAAAGCCAUCCAAGACGCGACCCAAGGCGGCGACGCAGCGUCCCCCUCGGAGAAGCAACUCUUCCGCGAGGCCCGCGCGCUCUACGAGCUCGGCGACUGGCAGCCGUCUCUGCUGAAGCUGCAGGCCCUCGCGGCGUCGCACCCGGACAACGCGGCCGUGAAGCCCGAGCUGGACCGCGUCAUGGCACGGCUGCGCGAGCAGCAGACGGGCGAGUACGACUUCCGCCGCAUGUACAGGCAGACCAGGUCGACGCCGCCGCUCAUCGACUGCGCUACCUUUUCCGCGCUGGUCGAGGCGUUUGCGUAUAGCUACGUCGCUGACGGAGACGUCCACAGCGUGCUGAUGAACAUGAGCACCAAGAGGAUGCUGGUGGGCGGCCAGGCUCAGCUCCUGACGCAGAUUGUGCAGAAGCUCUAUCACAAUGGCCAGCUGGGUCAUUCGUUUGCCGACUUGCACCGCGGCGACUACGCCAUGGCUCCCGUCUCGGAGGCUGAUGGGCUUCCGGUGGUUGAUUCGUUCCUGAUUGAGAAAAUCUUGUCCCUCAACUCCUUCGGCGCUCCGCGAACUAACCUCAGCUGGUACACAGACCUCAUGUCGAUGGGCUACAAGGCCAUCAAGGACGACACGCCGCCCGGCCACGCGACGUGCGGCGUCUGGAUGCUGGCGUCGCGCAUCAACCACUCGUGCACCAGCAACUGCCGCCGCUCCUUCAUCGGCGACAUGCAGAUCCUCCGCGCGACGAGGGACCUCGAGGCCGGCGCCGAGCUGCUCUUCAGCUACGCGCCGCCCGUGCCCAUGGACUCGUACGACCAGGCCCAGCGGCGCUUCGGCCACUGGGGCUUCGCGUGCGGCUGCGAGCUGUGCACGCUCCGGAAGGCGACGCCCGGCGCGGCCCUCGCGCAGCGCAAGCUGUGGAACGAGCAUCUCAAGGUCGCUCUCCGGGGCAUCGCGAGCACCAGGGAGGUCAGCGCCCGGCGACUGAUUGGGCGGCUCGAGGAAACGUACGCGGCGACGGCGACCAGCGCCCUCCGGAUGGAGCUCUGGGACCCGUACCUUGCGCUGGGCGCCUACAUGCUCGCCCGGAACACGCCGGCCGCGUCCAUCAAGGCAACCGUCAGGGGCCUCGAGGUGCUGGGCUUCACCAUGGUCGCGAGCCCGCCGCUGCAGGACGCGAAGCCGCCGCGGCUCGAGGUGACGCACUGGGGCAUUGUCAACGAGUACACGCCCUGGGCCUUCUUCAACAUGUACAAGGCCUACAAGGUGGUCGCCCCCGAGCUGUGCGCGGCUGCCAGGCAGCUGGUCGAGACUGCGUAUAGCAUGGUUGUGGGCGAGAAGGAGACGGUGCGCGACGUCUUUCCGGGGCUCGUCUGA